Rhizophagus irregularis DAOM 181602=DAOM 197198 is the source of this 654-nucleotide messenger RNA. RefSeq lists its product as uncharacterized. Lineage: Eukaryota; Fungi; Glomeromycota; Glomeromycetes; Glomerales; Glomeraceae. The record is from RefSeq and is a predicted model, not a curated record.
AUGGAAAGCAAGGAUUUGAAGAGUCUAAAAAUGUUGUCUUCAAGUAAGCGUUGGGGUAACAACCAACUUCCUAUACAAUUUAUGAAGGUAUGUAUAAGGGAUGAUACGGUUUUUAAAUAUUAUGAAGAUAUGGAUAGGUUAUCAAUAUAUUUUGCAAAGGCAACUUCCGGCGUUAUUAAAGAUUGUAGAGGACCAAAUGAUUACACCCUCGCUUCUUAUGACGGUGAUGACAAGAUAGUGUCAUUUGAAAUUUUUGAUGCAUCGAAUUUAUUGCGUUGCCACUUAUUUGAUACUUCAGAAAUGAUAGAUAAUAAACCACCACUCUCUCUAUAUCCCAUUUGUUAUGAAGAUCGCGAUGAGUUGGAGAUUCUUUUUAUUGGUUCUAAGCCUUCAUUUAUCACAUUCGAGAAAACUGAGGAUAUAGAUAUUGAAGUGGGAAUGGAUGACGAAAAUAAAAUUGUGACAUUAUUGUUUCACAAUGCAAGCAGCAGAUUGGCGAAAACAUUACCAGAGAAAGAGAGAGAAAAACUUGCAGAAGAAGUGAGGUUGAGUAUUGCAGAAUGGGAUCGUUUGUUAUUAGACAAGAAAGAUGAACAUAAACGAUUUAUUCAACAACGUCGUCAUGCCAACAAUGCCAACACUAAUAUCAACUGA